Moneuplotes crassus is the source of this 739-nucleotide messenger RNA. The record is from the annotation of a GenBank genome assembly. Lineage: Eukaryota; Ciliophora; Spirotrichea; Euplotida; Euplotidae.
UUUUAAUACAGAACUUCCAUAAUGAAGCCUCAAACUUGGAGUAUUGAUCAAGAUAAAAAAAAUGAUGAAUGUAAUUGGGAUUGCAUUCCUGAAGAGCCCUCUCCAAUGCAGCCUCCGCAUUCUUGAUGAAUUUAUAAAUAAAAGAAACACUUUAUUACUCAAUAAGGGCAGAAUUAAGAAAUAAAGACAUCCACACCUUCAGAGAGCAAAGAAGAAGUGUAAAUGAAGAAAUUUCUAGUGUUUUUAAUUCUCCAAGUCAAACUAAUGCUUACACUUGCACUAAUAAAAGCUCAAUGCUUGCUAAUCUUUACCCUCAUGCUAAAAGUAGUUUUAUUGAUCACCCAGAUCACCUUUCGAAGCAUGAGGAAACUAAGUGUAAGAGAUCUAGAAAGAAAAAAUAUAUCCGAAGAAAUAGGUGCAUCUCAAUACCACGAAAGAACACUGCAGACCCGAUGAUGCAAUUUGGCGCCAAACGCUAUAAAACUAAAAGUUUAAAAAGGGCCAAGCACAAAAUUUCGAAGGAGAAGAAACCUAGUACUAUGACAUUCAAACCACUGAAUUAACUCUUCUGGAUGCAUGAGCUAGAUAGACAAUUGGAAAUGAAGUUUUAAACCUCCAGACAAAAAACUCUAUCAGCUUCAUAUUUAUUAUCUCAACUAUUGACUCGAAACAACGAGUAUCUGGAAGACUUACAAAAGCUUCCUCAAAUUGCAGUAAAUAAUUUAUGGACUUUUUAUUA